GAAUCUCUGCAUAUUUAGUUAAACCACUGCAGAAGAAUCCGUGUCGUUGGUAGACUCGGACUCUGACGAUUCUUCGUCAGUCCCAGAACCCAUUCAGAAAGAACUCCCAAUUCCUCCCGCAUGUCAGUUUCAAUCAACUCCUUAGAUAUCGGGCUAGCUGAUCCCCACUCCUCCUCAGAGCAUCUGAGUAUGGCUUCGUGAAUCCCUGCUUUUGGUUUUCUCGCGCGCUCUUUGACAUCGUUCUCCACCUUAGCCCCAAAUUUUGACGGAGUACAACGUUUAAAGCCCCUGCCUGAAUUAUUGCCUGGCCAAAAUUUCUUAAGAAAUUUGGAGUCAGAACCCGGUUCGAGAUUUUUCAUCUGACAAACCCAGUUGUUCUCUUCUCUCAGCCUCCUAUCCAGUUUAAGUCGCCACCAGGUGCAACGAAGGACUUUGUUCUGGAAUCAUUUAUUUGGGAUAAGGUGCUUGAGCUGAGCACCUUGAUAACCUUGGAUAUAUAAUGCUUCAUUUGUUUCUAUCAGAGCCCAUCUGGAAUGACAAUGGAGAUGACAAUUCUGCCAAGAUGAGAGUAUCUCUCUUGAGUAAUUUGGAAUCUGUUAUUUGGUCGGUCAUGGCAUCUGGAGGUCGAUCAGAGGCUCGUCUGUGGCUUUGUAACACGAUAUCUGGCAUAAGUUCCAUCAGUCGUCACCAUCAGUGCGAGUUACUUACGAACUUGCUGAGAUCUAAGCCGCUGAAGAAGGGCUUUGCAUCUCAGCUCCUAGAAAUGAUAUUUGAGAAUAGGCCACAUAAGGCAGGGUCCAUUAUUGCCAAGAGAAGUUACAUACUUAAGAAAUUCUUUGAAGGAAAUCCAACACGAAUAUCUCAAUGGUUUUCUAGAACUGGCGGUGGAUUGGGCCAUGGACCUGGUGCUAAGGCAUUGUCGCAAUUUUCUUUUGUUAAUCGAGAUAUUUGUUGGGAGGAGCUUGAGUGGAAGGGAAAACAUGGGCAAUCACCAGCAGUAGUUGCAACAAAGCCCCAUUACUUUCUUGAUUUGGAUGUCCAGGCAACUGUGGAGAAUUUCCUUGAAAAUGUCCCUGAAUUUUGGUUGUCCAAUGAGCUUUCUGAGUCACUUAAAGAUGGUGAAAUUUUGUUCGUUGAUAGAAAAUUUUUUGUCGAAUUUUUUGUUGAUUUGAUGUAUAAAGAGGAUUCAAGAGAUGUAUGGGAAGUUACAAGUGAGUAUCUGAAGGAGGAAUGUUUUUCUUCGUUGUGCAAACGCCUUCUUAUUACUCUUGAUGAGUGGGACUUAUGUGAUUUUCUUAACAUGCUUCAUAAGAAUCUCAACCCUAGAAUGGAGCUCAAGGAUCCUAUGGACUCAAGUCAUUUGUUUGAGGUUAUACUUUCUAAGUGCGGUGAUUUUAGGUGCUUUGAUCAGAUAUUACUGUUAAAUGCAGUUUUUAAUCAUGGACGCCAGCUUUUACGACUUCUACGAGAUGAAGAGGCCCACGAGGAAAAAGAAAAACUUGAAGACAUUGUUUCGAAGAUUUACGGAAUCCCAAACAAUGACAGUAGCUUGGCCUCAAUAAUCAAAGAUUGCUUUAAAAUGAAGAAUAUAGAAGCAUUUAAAUUGCUGGGGCUUCAGUCAUGGGUUAUCUAUUACAGUUUAGCAGAAAAAUGCCAGACUCCCGAGUCUUGGGAAUUAUUAUUUAUGCAUAAUGAAAUAAGUUUCCGAAAAUCAGAUAGAUAUUUAUUUCUAGAUAAUCAUGGAGUGUUGGAAGGUGGUGUUUCUGAUUUGGAUAGUAGAGCAUCCAAAACAGUUAAGCACAGGAAAAAACAUAGUAGAAGGAAAAGAAAAAGGGACAUCAAUCAUGAUGACAGCGACAAUGAGUUGCUGGAUUUGGGAACGACAAAAAAUAGGCUGGAUUUGCAAUCUAAUGUUGGAAGUUGGUUGCUCUCAAUUGAUGAGUAUUCUGCAUCAUGGAACAGUGAGGAUUUACCCGAAUAUCUUUCCAAGUAUUGCUUAUCUACAUGGAUGAAGUGGGUGUUUGCACAAUGGGGUCAGUAAGCUUCAUUGGGCACAUAGAAUUGUUCAUUUUACUCUCUAUGCCUGGAAAGCUAUCAAUGUAAGGAUUUGAGAUUCAAUUCAAUAUCUUUCUGUUUGGGUUGUUUUCCCACAUCCUUUCAUUUCUUUGAAAACGCGCUCCCAAAUUUUUUUUCCUGUUUUGGAGUAAAUUAAAAUAAACUUGUGUUUAAGUGGGU
Molecule: messenger RNA, 2235 nt
Organism: Prunus mume (Japanese apricot)
Lineage: Eukaryota; Viridiplantae; Streptophyta; Magnoliopsida; Rosales; Rosaceae
Source: RefSeq, a predicted model, not a curated record